AUGUCCCGUUACACUCCUUUGACGAGAGCUUCGACGUUAAUCAUUAAACCUGUCAUUCGAUUGGCUUCACCGUGGCCACAUUCUACUUAUUCCCUGCGAAGGCGAAAGUUUGCGAUGUUUAAUAAAGCAGUUCGCGAACAUACGGCUCCCACAACGGCUUCUAUAAAGGCUUCUUCAAAGGCUCCUGCAAAAGCUGCUGCAAAAGCUCUCUUCCCCACUAUCACUCCUCUAAACAAGCCUGCGCCUGUCUCCUCCAUCCAAACUGCUGGAGUAAAGCGGAAGUUGGAUGUUGUCCAACCCCCGUCAGAGACACCAUUAGGGGUUCUUCACAGCAACGUGUACUUCGAUGAGAAUGAUUUCGAUGAUGAUAUAGAUUUGGAUGAGCCUACUGGCUUUUCGAUAAACGUAACUCAACAAUCACAAACACGAUCCUUGCCGUCCUCACGUAUUCAACCGGUGGAUCCUCUCCCCCUCCCUGAGAAUCCUGCGCCAUCGAGUGAUAAUGCCCCUUCAAGCACUCUUCCCCUUCCGUGGUCCUCUUCUCCCCCUACACAUUUCCUCCCUCCUGCAAAAAAGCGUACACUACCUUGGAAUGAAUAUGGGGAGCCUCCAGCGCCAGCCAGGUCUCGAAACAGACCAGAACACAAAUCUGUCACCCGUACACCAGACAUUAAAAAGCAACCGUCUUUGCCGUGGGAUCAGACUAUGAGCGCUGUAAAAGAACAACAGAAGGAAUUGCGAAAACAACAAAAGACUCGCGUUGGUUCUGAGAAAAACGCUGCCGAAUUUCCCACGAGAGCCCCGAAAGUUCCAUCUAUAUUUUUAAGUGAAGAACAGAAACGAGUAGUCGACGCUAUCGUCCAAGAUGGCAAGAGCAUAUUUUUUACGGGUUCUGCUGGUACGGGCAAAUCCGUUCUGAUGAGGGAAAUCAUCCGAAAAUUACGCGAAAAGUACAAGAAGGAACCUGACCGCAUUGCCGUAACCGCAUCGACUGGGCUUGCAGCAUGUAACAUUGAAGGAGUCACUCUCCACAGUUUUGCUGGUAUUGGAUUAGGAAAGGAGUCCGUUGCCGACCUCGUGAAAAAGGUAAAACGAAAUCAAAAAAAUAAAACCCGUUGGCUGAGGACGAAAGUUCUAAUUGUUGAUGAAAUUUCAAUGGUUGAUGGUGACUUGUUUGAUAAACUUGAGGAGAUUGCUCGUAAAAUCAGAAAUAAUGGGCGUCCAUUUGGGGGCAUCCAAUUGGUUAUUACUGGCGACUUUUUUCAGCUGCCGCCAGUGCCGGACCCUACAAAGCUGGCGAAAUUCGCCUUUUCAGCAUCUACGUGGAAUACCACCAUUCAACACACAAUUCUUUUGACUCAGGUUUUCAGACAAAAGGAUCCAAAAUUCGCUUCUAUGUUGAACGAAAUAAGAUUGGGAAAAUUAAGUCAAGAGACGAUUGAUGCUUUUAAACAACUAUCGCGCCCUCUAAACUUUCACGAUGCACUUGAGGCCACGGAACUAUUCCCCACCCGAUUGGAAGUCGAAAAUGCCAACUCUGCUAGAAUGAACAGACUCUCUGGUGAGACAAUGGUGUAUACUGCCGUUGAUGGUGGAACAAUGCAAAAUGAAGCACAGCGCUCGCAACUUCUUGCAGACUGCGUUACGCCAAUCCUCCAACUUAAAAAGGGGGCCCAAGUCAUGCUUAUCAAGAACAUGGACGAAAGCCUAGUUAACGGGUCUUUGGGCAAAGUUGUUGCCUUUAUGGAUGAAGCUAGGUUUGACUAUUAUAGUAAAAGCGAUGAAAAUUUUGCUGGUGACCAAGGUUAUGCUGAUCGCAGCGCUCAGACUAUGAGCAAACUAAAAUCUUUUGAAAAUAAAAAUGGGACAGUCAACCCGAAAGGAUUGUGGCCUGUUGUAUGUUUUGUCCAGCCAGAUGGAACUGAACGACACCUUCUUUGCCAACCAGAGACGUGGAAGAUUGAACUUCCAAAUGGCGAAGUACGAGCUCAACGAACGCAGGUUCCCCUCAUCCUUGCAUGGGCACUCUCCAUUCACAAGGCGCAGGGUCAAACCUUACAACGAGUUAAAGUUGACCUUGGGCGCGUUUUUGAAAAGGGGCAGGCCUACGUUGCGCUCAGUCGGGCGGUUUCUCAGGCUGGCCUUCAAGUUUCCCGCUUUGAUCCCCGACGAGUUAUGGUGCAUCCCAAAGUCUUGGAAUUUUAUUCGAAUUUAUCCAGCAUUCACAAUAUCAAAACUGCUACCAACACCCUUCCCUACGCCCUUCCCAAUCCUAGCACUGACGCCAACGCCAACACGAAUCAAAGCCGUGAUCAAGUUAAGGUUGUCAAAAGCACGCAUUCGGAGUUAGAUGACGACUUUGAUGAAACGGUUCUGGAGGGAAUAUAUGCAUGA
This is a messenger RNA of Paracoccidioides brasiliensis Pb18, 2394 nucleotides long. RefSeq lists its product as uncharacterized. Gene Ontology annotation, molecular function: ATP hydrolysis activity; DNA helicase activity. The record is from RefSeq and is a predicted model, not a curated record. The transcript has 3 exons. Bases 1 to 2394 code for a protein of 797 amino acids. Gene Ontology annotation, biological process: DNA repair; telomere maintenance.